UUCAGGUUUCACCGACAGGCCCUCAUUGAGGUGAAGAUAUUAGACCACUUGAAGAAGAAGGACAAGGACCGGUAUCACAAUGUCAUACACAUGUAUGACUAUUUCUACUUUAGGAACCACUUAUGCAUCACGUUUGAGCUUAUGGGAAUGAACCUCUACGAGCUCGUCAAGAACAACAGCUACCAGGGCUUCAGCCUGAAUCUCAUCAGGAGUUUUGCCUACUCGCUCGUGCAAUGCCUACGGCUCCUCCACCGGGAGAAGAUUAUACACUGUGAUCUCAAGCCUGAAAAUAUUCUCCUCAAGCAAAGGGGCAGCAGCGCCAUCAAGGUGAUAGACUUUGGCAGCUCCUGCUUCGUACACCAAAGGGUCUACACAUACAUCCAGUCCCGGUUCUACCGCUCGCCAGAGACUGGCUACGGAGGGGGUGCGAGGACGCUGACGCUGACAUAG
Messenger RNA from Rhipicephalus sanguineus (brown dog tick), 450 nucleotides. RefSeq names its product dual specificity tyrosine-phosphorylation-regulated kinase 4-like. The transcript has 4 exons. The record is from RefSeq and is a predicted model, not a curated record. Gene Ontology annotation, biological process: peptidyl-serine phosphorylation; peptidyl-threonine phosphorylation. Gene Ontology annotation, cellular component: nucleus. Gene Ontology annotation, molecular function: protein serine/threonine kinase activity; ATP binding. NCBI's taxonomy places the organism in Eukaryota, Metazoa, Arthropoda, Arachnida, Ixodida, Ixodidae. The coding region runs from base 91 to 450 and encodes 119 amino acids.